This is a messenger RNA of Drosophila innubila, 4199 nucleotides long. RefSeq lists its product as uncharacterized. Bases 1647 to 2855 code for a protein of 402 amino acids. Lineage: Eukaryota; Metazoa; Arthropoda; Insecta; Diptera; Drosophilidae. The transcript is spliced from 2 exons. The record is from RefSeq and is a predicted model, not a curated record.
UGCGCUUCCAUUCAUUCAAUUUUCAGUUCACUUCGAACGCGAGAACCGUGCGGACGUGCAAGCGGCAGUGGCAAAGUUCGGCCUAUUAACAACACAAGUAACGCAACAGCAGCAGCAACAACAACAAGCUUACACGUUCCGCUCUCUCUUACUCGCAACGCCGCCAUCAACCUCAACAGGCGCUUACAAUUUUCAAACAUUUAAUAAUAAUUAAAAAGUACAAUUUAAAUAAAAAUAUUACAAAAUAUUUUUUAUGCAAUAAUCAAAUAAUUAGCAAAAGACUUUUGUGCCUCACUUUGACUUUGUGUGCGUCGCUAUUGCGCCUUUUACCCCUCGCCCCGCCCCCCACAUACCGUCCCGCCCUCUCCGCUGGGACCUUAAUAAACUGCAUUUGCCACUGCCACCAGCCCCCUUCCCCCACCGCCUGACGCCGCGCGUUCAAAAAUUAAACAAUUAAUUAAAAAGAAUCAAUCAAAUAUAUAGUACAUAUAAGAAACAAUUAAAUCGGCUGGAGAAAGGCAAAAAUUAAAAUAAUAAUAAAAAGGCUGCCAAGUUAAUUUGCAAUUGUCAAUUGUGUGCCUAACUAAACAAUUUGUUAUUAAACAAAAAGUGUGUUUGUUUAUUUUAAAUAUAUAUUUUUUUAAAUUUUUGUUGGGUUCCUUUAAAUGUUUUUGUCCCAUUCUAAAUUCAAAAGUCCUGGAUUAUUUUGAAUUUUGAUGCGGUCAACGGCAACAACAAUACUAUAACAACAACAAGUAUAAGAAGAAGGAAAAGAAACAGCACAACAAUCACAGCAGCAAAAACAAAACAAACGUAACGAAACAUAACGGGCCACACGGAGGCAGCAAUAAAAAAAUAAAUAAAAAACAAAGUGAAAUCUCACGCAACGCAGCGCAAAAUAAACUCAGCAGCAGCGCAGUAGCAGAGCAGCAGCAGCAAAACGGAAAGAGCAGAAGCAUUUUAAUUCUCUCUUCUCUCCUCACCAUCAUCACAAAAAACGCAGCGAGCGCGUGUCAGACCAGACAUAAACACACACACGUACGCAAGUUAGAUCACACACACAUGCAUACAUAUGCGAAGACAAUGUUGUUGUAAUUGCAAAUGCAAAAAGUUGCUUCCUGGCUGCCAAAUCCUAAAAAAAAUUUCUUAUAAAAGAGAAGAAAAACAACAACAACAUUAAGAAAGCCAGAACGUAAAAGGAAGCAGCAGAAUUUAAGUACGGAAAGUAUAUUGAACAAAUAUAAAUGAACACAGAUUGCGAGAGAGAAGGAGAGAGAGGAAGAGAAAGAAACGACAUAUGAACGAUUUGUGGUUUACCUUGUGUGCAUUGGGAAGCAUAUAAGAAGAAGCAGCAGCAGCAGCAAUAGAGUUUGAGCAAUUGCAACACAGCCAAAGCAAAAAGACGAAGCAUCAGGAGAAGAGGAAGGAGAAGACAAAGACGUUGGAAGCAGACAGAAAAAUAAUAAAAACAAAAACAACAAGCGCAAGAAGAAUCCGCAGUCAGUAAAGAAGACAGACAGAGAGAGAGAGAAAGAGAGAGAAAGAGAGACAGGCAGACUCCAAGAGUCGAAGCUUGAGUGCAAGUCAAGCGCACACACACACACACACACACACAUUUAAACUCACACACACAUAUACGUCGCACAAUGACCUUGCCAACGAAUCCAAACGCAGCAGCGAACGGCGGCAGCGGCAGCGGCAGCGGCAGUGAUGAUGACUCGGACAUGUUUGGACCGCCGCGCUGCUCUCCCCCCAUCGGCUAUCAUCAUCAUCGGUCGCGCGUGCCGAUGAUCUCGCCGAAGCUGCGACAGCGCGAAGAGCGUAAACGCAUCCUGCAGCUGUGCGCUCACAAGCUGGAGAGGAUCAAGGACUCGGAGACGAAUCUGCGACGCAGCGUUUGCAUCAAUAACACAUAUUGCCGACUCACCGACGAACUGCGACGUGAAAAGCAAAUGCGUUAUCUACAGAAUAUGCCAAAAACCGAUAACAGCAGCACGGAAUUGGCGCGUGAGAACCUCUUCCAGCCUAACAUGGAUGACGCAAAGCCCAAUAUGAACAACAACCACAACGGCAACAACAAGUCACCGUAUGGAGAUGGAGGCGCCACAAAUGCCAGUGGCAUGAACCAUGGACAACGCACCAUUUGCUCCAUUGAGAAUCAUCAGUCGUCGCAAUUGACGACGCGCCACGGAUCCAACUCCUGCUCCUCCUCCCACUCAUUAUCAUCAUGCUCCUCCUCUACCACAUCUUCCUCGUCCUCCUCCUCCUCCUCGUCGUCCUCGUCCUCAGUGAGUGCAGCAGUUGCAGCGGCAAGAAAGCGUCAGUUAUCGAAUAGCAAUCUGGUCAAUGAUCUGGAAAUACUCGAUCGUGAGCUGAGCGCCAUAAAUGCCCCAAUGCCGCUUAUCGAUCCGGAAAUUACCCAAGGCGCCGAGCAAUUGGAGAAGGCGUCACUCUCUGCCUCCCGGAAGCGACUGCGCAGCAACAGCGAGGAUGAAAGCGAUCGUCUGGUGCGUGAGGCAUUAUCACAAUUCUAUAUGCCGCCACAGCGUCUCAUAUCGGCCAUCGAGGAUUGUCCACUGGAUGUGGUUGGACUCGGAGUUGGAUCAGGCGCCGGCGUCAUCGAUCACAAUAGCAAUAGUAAGCGUGCCAAGCUGAGUGCUGAUCAUUUGGAGCUGGUUGAUUUCGAUAUGAAUCAAAAUCAAAAGGAUUUCGAGGUCAUCAUGGAUGCACUGCGUCUGGGAACGCCGAGUCCACCGAGCCACGGUGCCAGCAGCGAUUCAUGCGGUCAGGCGGCCAUGAUGAGCGAAUCGGCGAGCGUGUUUCACAAUCUCGUUGUCACAUCGCUCGAGACAUGAAAGUAUCAGUAAACAGUAAACACAAUAAAAACAAAAACAAAAACAAAAACAGGGCCAAGCACAGGUGCAUGACCCCCAACCCCAACCACUAUCACUCCUGCAAAGGAUAAAGAUGAAGAUGAUGCAGAUGAAAGGAAAAGGAAAAACCACAAAUUGGCCUAAAAGCAACAGCAGCAACAAACAAAGCAAAACACAACACAACACAACAAAAGAAAACAAACAAAAACAAAAACAAAAACAACAACAUUUAUACAAUUAAACAAGACAAAGAGCAAAGAGUUUUUAGGUUAGGUUUAGCGGCUAAUUAAUGCAUAAGCUUAGACUAAGUACUAGUUUUUUAAGUCUGGGGUAGGGAGAUUACAGGGGAGGGAAAUAAGUAAAAAGAAAACAGGUCGGUCCGUAUUACAGCAUAUAGAGAAUAGUACAGCUAUAUAUACUACUAUAUAUGUACAUACGACCGACUUGGUCCUGCCUAAAGCGUCUCGCAAUUUGUACAAACUUUGUUUGUUGGUUUGCUUUUUUAUUAUUAUUAGGUUAAGUUAAAGUCGAGAAAGAAAAAGAUACACACACACACAACAAAAAUCAAAGAAUUUGUAGUCAAAAAAAAGAAAAAAAUUGUCAAAAAAAAAAAAAAUAAUAAUAUCACAUAUAAAGAUUGAGAGAGAAGAGGAAAAGAGUUAGUAAAAAGAAAAAAGCUUGAGACAGGUGAGAUAUUUGUUGAUAAUGCAAUCAAUAAUCCGCUAUAGUUACAUUUUCAUAUAUUAUGAUUUUGCCAUUUGCUCAUUUUGACAACAAAUAAUUCAAUUCAAUUAAAUUGACAACACAUUUUGAAUGCUCGGCUUAACUUCCAUUUUGCACAUUCCAGGCUUUAAUACUCGCGGCUGAGCAUUCAAUUCAAAACUGAAAAAAAGAAGGGAAAAAAGUAAAAAAGUGAAAUCAAAAAUUGUUUCCACAAAAGACACAAAUUUUUAAAUUUUGUGGCCGCUACUUUAAAUCCAAAAGCAAAACAAAAAUAGUUCCUGCCGCCAAACGAAAUUACUCGUUACUUUUUUAAAAUUCUUAUUAAAGUUUUUUGUAAGCAAAUGCGACACAAUCUUUUAAAUUAAACUAAAAAUUGUCGUUCUCCUAGUCACAAAAUAUAAGGAAAAACUAAAGAGAACAAAUGAAAACUAUAAACUUUGAUGCAGUUAACAGUUACAAGUAAUUUCCCCCGUCCAGUUUACAGCAUUCGCUUCCAGAAGAGCAUAAAAUACCAAAAAGAUAUCGAAAGUUGAAGAAAAACCUACCGAAUUCCAAUUGUUUAGCCAGUGAUAAAAUGAAUAUUAACACAGUUGCAACAAAAAA